AUGAGAAAUUCAACGUUGAUUCUUGUUAUAACGAUAAUUCUUAAUACUACGUUGUUUUCUACUUUUGUAUUAUCUCAAACUUCAUCAAAUAACUUUACAUCUGCUGCUAAUAAUGUUACGGCUGUCUCCUGUUUUAUCGUAAAAGGCUAUCCAUUGGUCUCACCAGUUAGUCUUACUCCCUCAUGUCAGUCAAGACUUGAGCGGAUUUAUAAUUCGUCCGAUAUAAAUGCUUGCAUUCCUUUUAAUCAACUUGCUUCUAAAUUAUCUCAAAGUAGCCCUUCUUCCGAUCUCACUGAUUUAUUCAAUUCCGUUUGUUUGCCAAAAUGUGAUGAUAUUUUUAUAUCUUCAACUCUCUCAAGUUUCAAAACAGACUGUACAAUUGAUCUUGCUGCAAAUAAUUCUGCCGUUUUUGGCGUUGAACUUUUAUUCACUUUCUAUUCCCCAUUAAUAUCUUCUUAUUGUUUUAAAAAUACUACUGGUGGUUCAUGCCUCCUUAAAUUUCGUCAAGAUUAUGCAAUAUUUGCUGGUGCCGGUGUAUCUCCUGCUAAUUCUAAUCCAUUAAACUUCACUGUACUACCUGACAUUACAAAUGUUCCUCCUUCUGUUGUAUGCAUUAAUUGCGAAAAAGCUUUGGCAAACACUUUUCUAAAAUUUUUGGAUGCAAAUCCUGGUGAUUACGCAAUUUUAGGCACAAAUCAAAAUGAAAUGAAUAAUCAUGGUAAUAUUCCUGACACUACAUCAACGUCAACUUCAACUCCAAGUACUGGGACUAGUUUUUUUGAUAAUCCAUUAUAUAAAGGAUUAAUUAUUGGCGGCAGUAGGCAUCCAUCAUUUUUUUAUGUUCCUACGCCAGGAUCAAGUGAAGCUAGAGAUCAGAAACAAUUUAACUUUAAAAACUAA
Cetraspora pellucida is the source of this 900-nucleotide messenger RNA. Lineage: Eukaryota; Fungi; Glomeromycota; Glomeromycetes; Diversisporales; Gigasporaceae. The record is from the annotation of a GenBank genome assembly.